GCUGGUGUAGACGUCAGACUCGCGCCACUUCUUUGCAGCGCGAUUUGAGAGAGAAGCACGAGCUGUUCUCCGGUGAAACGUUAAACCGUGAAUUUAAAGUGCGUGGAUAUUUCCCGGUGAAACGUUAAAACCGUGAAUUUAAAGUGCGUGGAUAUUUCCCGGUGAAACUAAAAGUGUAACUUGACGUGAGCAGCUAUGGCUCGUAAGGAUUACGCAGCAGAGAAAGACAAAUGCAAAAGAUUCCUGCAGGAGUUUUACUCUGAGGACGACAACGGGAAGAAGGCGUUUAAAUACGGAGCUCAGCUUGUGGCGCUCGCCCACAGGGAGCAGGUGUCCAUCUGUGUGGAUUUGGAUGAUGUCGCCGAGGAGGAUCCCGAUCUGGUGGAGAGCGUCUGUGAGAACGCAAAGCGCUACACGGGUCUGUUCGCCGACGCCAUCCACGAGCUGCUACCAGAAUACAAAGAAAGAGACAUCGUGGCGAAGGAUUCUUUGGACGUGUACAUCGAGCACAGGCUGAUGAUGGAGCAGAGGGGUCGCGACCCCGCAGACACCAGAGAUGCUCGCAACCAAUACCCGCCUGAGCUCAUGAGGAGAUUCGAGCUUUACUUCAAGCCGCCCAGCACCACCAAACCCAAAGUGGUGCGUGACGUGCGAGCAGACAGCAUCGGGAAUCUGGUGACGGUUCGAGGAAUAGUGACCCGGGCCACUGAGGUCAAACCCAUGAUGGCGGUUGCUACGUACACGUGUGACCAGUGCGGUGCGGAGACCUACCAACCAAUCCAGUCCCCCUCCUUCAUGCCCCUCAUCAUGUGUCCCAGCCAAGACUGCGUCACCAACAAGUCCGGAGGUCGCCUCUACCUGCAGACCCGAGGCUCCAAGUUCGUCAAGUUCCAGGAGCUGCGAAUCCAGGAACACAGCGACCAGGUGCCCGUUGGAAACAUCCCACGGAGCAUGUCGGUGUACGCCCGCGGCGAGAACACGCGGCUGGCCCAGCCCGGUGACCACGUGGCCAUCACCGGGGUCUUCCUCCCUCUGCUGCGCUCAGGAUUCUCACAGGCCGUUCAGGGUCUUCUGUCUGAAACGUACCUCGAGGCUCACAGCAUCACGCUCAUGAACAAGUCGGAGGACGACGAGCUCGGCAACGACGACCUGAGUGACGACGAGCUGCGCAGCAUCACAGAAGAAGGAUUUUACGAGAAGCUCGCCGGCUCCAUAGCGCCCGAGAUCUACGGGCAUGAAGACGUGAAGAAGGCUCUGCUCCUGCUGCUGGUUGGCGGCGUGGAACAGGCGCCCAAAGGCAUGAAGAUCAGAGGAAACAUCAACAUCUGUCUGAUGGGAGACCCGGGAGUCGCCAAGUCGCAGCUGCUGUCCUACAUCGACCGCCUGGCGCCUCGCAGUCAGUACACAACAGGUCGCGGCUCGUCUGGCGUCGGUCUGACGGCGGCGGUGAUGCGUGACCCCGUGACUGGAGAAAUGACCCUGGAAGGCGGAGCUUUGGUGCUCGCUGAUUUGGGCAUCUGCUGCAUUGAUGAGUUUGACAAGAUGGCCGACGCCGACCGCACGGCGAUCCACGAGGUGAUGGAGCAGCAGACGAUCUCCAUCGCUAAGGCCGGCAUCAUGACCUCCCUGAACGCUCGCUGCUCUAUCCUGGCCGCCGCCAACCCGGCGUACGGCCGCUACAAUCCCCGCAAGACCAUCGAGCAGAACAUCCAGCUCCCCGCCGCGCUGCUCUCCCGUUUCGACCUCCUGUGGCUGAUCCAAGACAAGCCGGACGCCGACGCCGACCUGCGUCUGGCGCAGCACAUCACCUACGUGCACCAGCACUGCCGCCAGCCGCCGUCUCACUUCACGCCCAUCGACAUGAAGCUGAUGAGGCGCUACAUCGCUCUGUGUAAGAAGCGGCAGCCCGUCGUGCCCGAGUCGCUCGCCGAUUACAUCACAGCUGCGUACGUGGAGAUGAGGAAAGAGGCCAGAGUCAGCAAAGACACGACCUUCACCUCCGCUCGUACCCUGCUGUCCAUCCUCCGUCUGUCCACAGCCCUGGCUCGUCUGCGCAUGAUGGAGAGCGUGGAGAAGGAAGACGUCAACGAGGCCAUGAGGCUCAUGGAGAUGUCCAAAGACUCGCUGCAAGCUGACAAGUCGAGCAGCACGAGGACUCAGCGUCCGUCUGACGUCAUCUUCUCUCUGGUGCGUGAGCUCUCAACGGAGGGCGUGGCGAGCCGCGGCGGAGCAGGCGGCGUGGUUCGCAUGGCGGAGGCGGAGCAGCGCUGCGUCUCUCGCGGCUUCACCCCCGCUCAGUUCCAGGAGGCAUUAGAGGAGUACGAGGAGCUGAACGUGUGGCAGGUUAACCAGGCCCGCAGCCGCGUCACCUUCGUCUGACCAGCACGCUGUGCCCUCUUUCUUCUCUGUUGGUUUCCUCCUGCAGCAUUUUGUAUUAAAGAUGGAGAACAUGGUGGACUACCUGUGAUCGGUUUUAUCUUCACUAAAUGUUUGUAAAUAUGUUUUUCUGUAUAUUUUCUCAUGUUUAGUGCACGUCGUGUUGUGACCAGUAGUUUAAUAAAUGGAUUGUUGGAAACUCUG
Messenger RNA from Labrus mixtus (cuckoo wrasse), 2580 nucleotides. It is a transcript of the gene mcm7, whose product is annotated as minichromosome maintenance complex component 7. NCBI's taxonomy places the organism in Eukaryota, Metazoa, Chordata, Actinopteri, Labriformes, Labridae. Gene Ontology annotation, cellular component: MCM complex; nucleus. Bases 196 to 2379 code for a protein of 727 amino acids. The transcript is spliced from 15 exons. Gene Ontology annotation, molecular function: ATP hydrolysis activity; ATP binding; single-stranded DNA binding. The record is from RefSeq and is a predicted model, not a curated record. Gene Ontology annotation, biological process: DNA strand elongation involved in DNA replication; DNA replication; double-strand break repair via break-induced replication.